Messenger RNA from Athalia rosae (coleseed sawfly), 874 nucleotides. RefSeq lists its product as uncharacterized. The transcript is spliced from 2 exons. Bases 271 to 690 code for a protein of 139 amino acids. NCBI's taxonomy places the organism in Eukaryota, Metazoa, Arthropoda, Insecta, Hymenoptera, Athaliidae. The record is from RefSeq and is a predicted model, not a curated record.
UUUGAAAGGCCAGCCAGGAAAUGACGAACUAUGAACUCAUACAAGCGUGCUUCAUUUCCUAUAGUCAGAUAAAUUUCGUUCAUGGUAAAUCAAUUUUUAUGACUUGUGAGAAAAUAUUCCUAGAAAAUUAAUGAAAUUUGACUGCCUGCCUCCUAGCGUAGUAAUAUAUUUUGUGGGGUGAAUUGGAGGGUGAGCGCCAUCGCUCUUCUUUCCUUGUCUUGGAGAAGGCCCAUUUUGCAAUACUUGUUGUGCAAACAGUCCCCAUUCUGGAUGACUAGUCUGCUGUUCUAUCAGUGGCGACAAUCUGUACCUCUGAUUGCGAGUCGAAAAUUCGCAAACCUUAGAGAUUCUUUCGCAAAAACCGAGGCUGCGGAAAAAUCGGAUGCACCCUUACAAUUCUCUGGCAGUAAAGCAGAAUCCUGGAAAUCUAUACAAUCAAGAUCGGGAAAUCUUGACGAUGUACCCUGGUUUCAGCAGGUGUCAAUAAUCAUGAGCCUCUCUGUAUUCAUGAUCUACUUUUUUAUUCUUCGAGAAGAAAAUGAUAUAGACCAGAAAUUUGACAAAACCCUCUUUGACCACAUAGAUGGCUUAGAAGAAAGACAAUUGGAACUGGUCAUAGAAUACAACAAAGAACACAAGAUUAGUACAGAAAGAGAGGAAGCUAGAUUAAAGGAACUCAGAAGACAAUGAAAGAGCCCAUGUUUUCAACAGUUUGUUCAACAUGAUUCAUUCAUCGUUCAUCUGGGAAAUAUUUGCUUGUGCGUAGUUACCUGGACGUAUAACAGAAAUAACGUUGAAUAUUUAUUUAGUAGCACGCUUCUGGUGGGCUAUGGAAUUUAUAUGUAAAUAAUAAAAGCGAAUUGUAGAGGCAAAA